Messenger RNA from Apaloderma vittatum (bar-tailed trogon), 531 nucleotides. RefSeq names its product interleukin-20-like. The transcript has 5 exons. Lineage: Eukaryota; Metazoa; Chordata; Aves; Trogoniformes; Trogonidae. The record is from RefSeq and is a predicted model, not a curated record. Bases 1 to 531 code for a protein of 176 amino acids.
AUGAAGGGAUCCCACUCGCUCCUCUGCCUCUUCUCUGUGGCAUGUGCUUUGAAUUGGAUGCUGACAGCCGGGAACAAAAUCUUCCACUUUGGACCCUGCAGGGUUUCCAUGAGCCUGACUGAGAUUAGGUCUGGUUUCACUGCAAUUAAAGCCAAUGUCCAAGCCAGAGACCCCAUCAGGACCCUCAGCAUCUUGUCUCAUCCUCAUUCUCUGCACAAGGUUAAGUCCUCAGAUCGAUGCUGCAUCACCCAUCACCUCUUCGACUUCUAUGUGGACAAAGUUUUCAAACACUGCAAGACUGAGGAUUCGUAUGUCAACCGUAAAAUCAGCAGCAUAGCCAACUCCUUCCUCAGUGUGAAGAAGAAACUCGGGCAGUGUCAUGAGCAAAAUAAGUGCAUAUGCGGAGACGAAUCCAAUGAGAAAUUUGAGCAAAUACUUCUGAACUAUGAGGCGCUGAAUGUCACAUCUGCAGCGAUUAAGUCCCUGGGUGAGCUGGACAUCCUACUAGACUGGAUGGAGAAGUCUCACUAG